GUCGUUUUACAUACGCAAUCGAGAAAGAAGCCAAGGGAGGGGCCCCGCCUCUUUUUAACGCGAGUAUUAUUUCGUGUCACUUGAACAAUGGGCUAGGAGUUGAAAACUGGCAGGUUCUAGGUGUGGAAGCUAUUGGAUAAAUGCUUGGUUGUGAAGAUGAACCCAAAUACUCCUUUUAGUGGUCAGCCGUCUGGAGUUUUCCAAGCACCAUCUGGCACGUCAGCUGGGAUGUUUCCAGUUCAGUCACCAUUCCCGUUUGGUCAGCUCACUGUUUUGGGGCAGAACAGUGGAGGAUUGUUAAAGAAUCCAGAGUUUACACACUUACCUGACUUUACUGCAACCUCAGGCCUACGUGGUUCUUCAGGGCAAGGCUUGGGAUUUGGGCACCCCCCAGGAUUUACACAAUCCUAUUCUCUUGGACAAACUACAUCCUUUGUGGCUUCUGCACCAACCAGCUCUUCUGUUUCCAGCAAUCAAGGUUUCAGUUUUAAACCACCUACUAAUCUUGGGGCAUCUCAGAGUACUUCUAACUUUGGAACUACAUCUGGAGAGGCUUCAGGCUUUGUGAGACCAGAUUUCAGCUUCAAAACCCCUGAGAGUGCAGUGUUCAAGCCUAUUUUUGGCAGCAGUUCAGAACAAGAGAAAACCAAUCUGGUAAUCCCAGCUCCUUUCACAUUUUCCUUUCCAGGUGGUAGUGGACCUGGUAGAUUAGCCCCUUUCUCCAGUUCUCAAGAGAGCAGCAGCUCAGUUAGUACAAGCUUCAGUUUUUCAAAACCAGUGAGCAGCAAUACUCCAACAUCUUCAUUCAAUGCUUCUUUACCAAGCAAGACCAUAGGGGAUGAAACAAAAAGAUCUCUAGGUCUCUUCCGAAGUCCUGCUAGCAGUUUUACCUCUUUUUCAAACUCAUCUGCUGGGUCUCUGCCUUUGGGGGACACUUUCCAAACCAACAAAGCAAGCAAACCCAACCACGAAGAAUUGCUAGCUCCAAAUGAGCCACUUGCUAACCUUGGGAAGGGGACAAAGAGGAAAGAAGAGCAAGAACAUUCUCCAAGACGACAUGGUUAUGACGCUGUGGAUGAGCCAGAGCUCCCAAAAGGUGAUCAUCCUGCCAAUAAGCGACCUGUCAGGCUGAAUCGUCCACCUACCCGAGGCUUGUUUGGCAGAACAUUGCUAGAUGUGCUGAAAAGCAAUAAGAAAGAGUCCAAAAUGGAAAGAGUUUCCCUGGAAUCUGGAGAAAUGGAUCAGACAAACGUGGCAGGGGGGAGCCAGUCUGGUUUCUCAAUGCCUAAGCCAGCAGCAACACUGAAAAAGGAAGAAAGUAAGGCAAAAUUGAAGGAAGUUCUUUCAGAUUCUGCCAUCUCAAACCCUUUGCAUCGAAAUCGGAACAGUGGGAGUACAGAGAGUGUUGGAGGUUUGCCGUCAAGUGAACUCACAGCCAUCCAGUGCAAAAAUAUUCCUGACUUUCUAAAUGACAGAAACGUUCUUGAAAAACACUUUAAAAAGUUUAUUAACGUCCAACGUAUCCGUACCAACCGAAACAAAAAGCUGGCUAUUAUACACUGUUUAGAUCAUGCAUCUGCAGCUUUGGCUAGAAAGAAAGCAAAAGACUUAAACAAAGAUAUAGUUACAUUUUGGCAUAAGAAGAAACAAAGUCCAAAUAAGAAAGACUAUUUGUCCAAGGAGCAAGAGGCAGACGAAAGUGACAGGAGGCAAAGCAAUGACCAGCUGACUCAUCAGCAUUCUCCACAUUGCAGUUCUUUAAUGCGUUCCAGUGGUAGUGGAAACAUGUCAAAUAAGAGUUCUCCAGUUAAGAAACCUGGCCUUAAAAAAUCUCUGCAAUUUGAAGCAUAUACCUUUGAUUCUGUAACUGAAGGACAUAGCCCAGAGAACUUAGAAGUGCCAACAUCCAAUUUCAGUAACCUUAUAGGCAUGGUGGCAGAGACAUCUGAGGACAAAUACCACCUUUUGGACCAGAGAGAUAAGAUCAUGCGUCAAGCUCGAGUAAAACAAAUGGACCUCGGCAAAGCUAAAACUUUUGUUGGCACAUGCCCAGAUAUGUGUCCAGAAAAAGAGCGCUACAUGAGAGAGACGAGAAACCAGCUUAGUUUCUUUGAAAUGCUCCCAGGAACUGACAAGGUUGACCAUACAGCAGCAAUUAAAGAAUACAGUAGGUCUUCAGCAGAUCAAGAAGAACCUUUACCACAUGAACUGAGGCCUUCUGAGGUGUUGAGUAUGACCAUGGACUACUUAGUAACUCAAAUUAUGGACAAAGGAGGAGGCUGCUACCGAGAGUGGUACGAUUUUGUGUGGAAUAGAACUCGUGGGAUAAGAAAGGAUAUAACCCAGCAACAUCUCUGCUGUCCUCUGACGGUUUCCUUGAUUGAGAAAUGUACCCGUUUUCAUAUCCACUGUUCUCAUCAUUUAUGUGAGGAACCGAUGUCAUCUUUUGAUGCAAAGAUCAACAAUGAGAACAUGACAAAAUGCCUCCAGAGCCUGAAAGAAAUGUAUCAGGAUCUUGCAAACAAGGGCAUUUACUGCAAGAGUGAAGCAGAAUUCAGGGGAUAUAAUGUCCUUCUAAAUCUCAACAAGGGGGAUAUUCUCAGAGAAGUGCAACAGUUUCAUCCAGCUGUCCGAAACUCCACUGAAGUUAGAUUUGCAGUGCAGGCCUUUGCUGCGUUAAACAGUAAUAAUUUUGUCCGAUUUUUCAAACUCGUGCAGACAGCAUCUUACCUGAACGCAUGCUUGUUGCACUGUUAUUUCAGUCAGAUUCGUAGAGAUGCUCUAAAGUCUCUCAAUAUUGCCUAUACUGUGAACACUCAAAGAUCCACCAUUUUUCCACUAGAUAAUGUGGUCCGCAUGUUACUGUUUAGAGAUUAUGAAGAUGCAACUGAUUUUAUAAGUUACUAUGGCUUGAGUGUGUCUGAUGGUUUUGUGGAGCUGAAUCGAUCUGCGUUUCUAGAACCGGAAAGCUUGCCCAAGCCAAAGAAAACACUGUUUGUUGGGCAGAAGUUAACUGUGUCGGUUGGGGAAAUUGUCAAUGGGGGACCUCUCCUGCCUGUCGCUCGCCAUGUACCUGUGUGUAGUUUUACUGCACAGAACAAAUACACAGGGGAGAAUGCUGCUGCAGUCAAUUCAGCCAUCAAUACUCAGAAAGUCAAUGUUGAUGUGACAGAACCAAGAGCAGAAGAGAGUAGCGUAGACUCUGAAGUACUUCAAGUUCAGCAUUCAUCAUCACUCUUACCAUUCCCACCAGCACCAUUCCCUUCUUCUGCAGGGUCCACCUUCCAGCCUAAUGCACAACCUUCUCCUCCCCCUUCGAAACUUCAGCUGGUUUACAGUGAUAUGGACAUUGCAGAGGUGGUUGAAGACCUUAUGGGUGAUGUGCUGGAAGGAGAAUGCAGAGAAGUCAGCAAUGCAGCUGCAGCCUAUAUACAGUCAGCGAUACGGAUUUCUGAUGCUGCUACAGAUGAACUCAUGACAGAAGUGAUGCUGGGAAUUUUGAAGGAAGUUGCAUCAGUUGCAAUAAAUGCAGAAAGAGAAAGAUUUGAAGAAGAGAAACGUCAGGCUGAAGAAGAGAGGCAGAAACAGGAAAAGCAACAGUUCAUAAAAAUGUUGAGUGAGUUACUGGGUGCAGAAUUGACAGAAGAAGUAUUAAAGGAGAUGACAAAAGAGAUUUCCGCUAAGGAGUUAAAGUGUGCUCUGGAGAAGGAACAAAGAACACGCAUUGUUCGUUGCUCAAAAGAAGUCUGUGCUGAAAUAAUGGAUGUAUUUCUGGAAGAUGAGAUUUUCCAGAGUGCUAAAGAGACCCUGCAGGAACUCCAGUGUUUCUGCAAAUAUCUACAACGCUGGAGGGAAGCUGUUACAGCCCGAAAGAAACUGAAGCGUCAGAUGAGAGCUUUCCCAGCGGCUCCGUGCUGCGUAGAUCCGAAAGACAAACUGAAAGCAUUGUCACCUAGUGCGGAGCAUCCUAUUGCCAGGGAGCACCUUGCUCAAAGGAUUGUGAACUUGGGACAUGCAGGCAGCCUUGGCACCUCCUGCCUUAGGCUACAAUGGCUACGGAACAAGGCAAUCCAUCAAAUGAAAGUGCAGCAUUUUUAUCAGCAGCUGUUACGCGAUGCAGUGUGGACUCCAUUGGAUCUGCCGUCAUUGGUUGCCGAAAACAUUCCAAUUCAACAAGAAAAUAUCUUUUGGAAAGUGCUUUUGGUGUUGCCAAGCCAUGAGGAAUAUCGAUCUGAGGAUCCUACCAGAAUUCUAGCAGAUUGGUUGAAAGCAAAAUUUAUAAUAGAUAAAAAUGUGAAGGGAACUACAUCUGUGGUGAACGACGGAAUUCAGACCCUUGCAUUGCAUACUUCACUUCAAAUACAAGGAGAUCAGAAUGUCUGUGUCAAUGUGUGUAUAAAGGUGACUCAUGGGACUCUCAGCACUGCUGAGCUUGAUGACGCUGAGACUCAAAAAGAGUUGCACGGGAUGAGUGGAUUGAUUCUCCUGCUGUCUCCUCGAGUGAGUAGUGAGGAUGUUGCAAAGGAAGAUGUUUAUUGGCUUUCAGCCUUACUUCAGUUGAAACGGCUCCUUCAAGCGAAACCUUUCCAACCAAUAGUACCUCUUGUGGUUCUUGUCCCAAACCAUGGAGAUGAGGCCGUGGGAAAGGAAGUAGAGGAAGGGUUGAUGCUGCCAGAUUUGAUUUCAGCUAACCUUAUUUCAGGCUUCAACAUUGUUGAAAUGCCAGAUUCUGUGAGCGAUUUGCAGGGUACCAGCAAGCUAUCUGAAGCAGUACAAUGGCUGGUUGCUCAGUGCCCAAGCUCUAUCAAGCUUUGCUGCCAGACACUUCUGCAAUAUAUUGAAGAUGGCCUUGAUCAUGAAUUCAGUCGGCGGUUCUACCAAGACAAGAAGGAGAGACAUAUGGCUGGCUUGCCCUCCCAAGAUCCUAGUGCCAUAAUAGAGCUGUAUAACAGUGUGGUACAGUUUCUGGCCGAUGUUGCCUCUUCAGAAGAGCUCUGUGAAGUGUCUUGGCCUGUAACUGAGUUUGUAGAGCCAGGGGGCAGCAGACAACUUCCCCAUCUCCAGUGGAACACACCCAGCCACCUGGCUUGGCUGAAGAAAGCAGUGCUGUCCUUCCAGAUCCCAGAGAUGGAUCUUCCUCCUUUGGGCGCUCCCUGGCGCCCUGUUUGUUCCAUGAUUUUCCAAUAUUUGUCCCAGACUGCCAGUUCUCUUCAGACCCAGGAGAUCCUUCAGUCUCAGAUAGAGAAUUUGCUGAGCAGUACUUACUUCAAGUGGAAGGGCAGAAACUGUGCCAGCUCUGGAGAAGACGGCCCUUCCGUGAAGGAGAUCCCUUGGGAUAGCAUUUUAGCAUUCUGCAUUAAUCAUAAAUUGAGGGAUUGGAAACCUCCUCACCUAUCAAUAACAGCAGAAACAGUGAGUAAGGAUGGACAGAUAUACGUAUAUUUUUCAAAGGAGCACUUGAGAAAAUUCAAUUGUCCCUUUUUAUGGGAAGAAGCCACAUUAAAAACUCAGAAAGAGAUCCAACAAAGUCAAAGAAGGUACAAAAUAAAGACAAAGUCUUUUGCAAAUGAAUAUUGUGCCAGCCAGGAAAUUGUAGGAAACAGGGGCCUAAGUAUUUCCAGUGGAGCAGAUCUAACAAUGGCUGUUUCAGAAAUGGAUCUUCUUCCCAAGUAUCUGUCUGCCAAGCUGCAACUGGAGAAAACAGAAAGUCAGAGGUUUGAUGAGCAGCUGCAGCAAUUGUUAGUUAAAGAUUCUGAGACAUUCCAGGAUUCUCCGUCUUUUCCUCUUUACCUCCCUGAAACUCUGACGCCUGUGCCUCAGAUUAUCCACCCACUGGCCAAAACACAGAUGUCAAGAAGCCCAGAGGCUGGAAGCUGGAUCGAAUUGAGGGACACAGACACCUCUCUAUCCCACAGACUUGCGUACUUGAAACAACUGAUUAGGGCUAACAAAGAAGAAGAAGUUGCUUGUGAACUCCAUUUAUCAACAUUGCUAGACAUGAUAGAUACUUAAUCAGGAUCAGCCUAAAAGUGUGGGGCAUAGACAACAAAUAUCUAGAGGUCCGACUGACAGAAAUUUAUGUAAAACCAUCAAAGGCUUUUGUGAACGAAUUUUUCUAUGACUCUAUCAUAUAGUGCUUAUAUACGAUAAUAUGAUACUGUUGAAUCGGUCCUCAGGUUUUGCAUUCUAAUUUUACUUUAGCUGCUUUCCUGUGUGCACUUACUUGGGAGUAAGACCCAUUGAACUUAUUUCCAAGUAAGCCUAUCUAUGGUUAAGCUUUCAGUCUUUGUACUGAAUUGCGCACCUCUGAAGAGUCCUCUUUUUGUGCUUUAUUAUGAAAUAAAAAUAAUCUGAGCCCUGAUCGUUUCUUCUAUCACACUCCCCUAAACAUGGUGGUGAGGACAAGCAAGAGCAAGGCCGUACUUGGACAUCCACUAUGCAUGCCUACCCAGUGCCACCGGACGUUGACUUGCAGGUGUAAUGGUCCAGGCUCAGAUCACACAGUUAAUUCCCAGAUUUCAUCUGAGGUAUCAACUACAUGGAACGGGCCAUGCUAUGCACGUCGCAUUGAAUGGGCACGAGCCCCAUUCAUAUAUUAUGCUCCGAUAUGAAUGACUAGUGACAUUGGAGAAAGGGCAGAUAUGUUGGUGGGUGGGGAGGUCAGGCUCACUGUCACUCAUGUGGGGGAGUGGAAGGAGAAAGUAUUAUCCAAGCUGGCCACUGGAUUUGCUUCCUGGGAACAACAUAUGGCUUGAAUAACAGCUGUUCAUCUAAUUUGAUACAUAGAAGCCAUUUCCAUGUAUUAUUUUUUUUGAAUUUUGCUUGUCAAUAGUAUGUGACAAGCCUAUGUGUAGGUAAUUUUUUCUGUGUACACAAAUUCUUGGAUCCUGAGAUAAGUUGACUUCAGGAAAUUCCUGGAAGAAAAGUUUCAGUACACACACACACCCCAAAUCCCUGCAGCCACCUCAAAAAGCCUCUUCAGAGUUUUUGAGAGGCCUCGUGAAUAAUACGCGACUGGAUGCAAGGGGCUGCUGUGGGGAGGAAAUGGGAAACUUUUUCACCCAUGAACUUCUUUAAGUUAACUCAUCUUGGGAUCCAAACUAAUAUGAAUUGCACACAUGGCAUUGAUGUGCAUUCCUACACACAUGUGGGGAUUUAUAUGUCUGAAGUGACUAUUAUUUUGAAUCACAGGUGGGGUUUAUCCCAGUUAUAAAGGAGGCUCAGAUCAAGGCUUUACACAAGAAGAUUUUUUUUGACGUGUUUUGGCAGCUUUCUUCUUUUUUGGGAUAUGAGCAGAGGUGUCCCUAUCUGUGCUAUGACAAAAUUGCUACAUUUAGCAGGAAGCCACAAAAGUCGAGAUAUGUUUUCAUCAGAACGGAAAGCAGUGUUUAGCCCCAAAGGAUUAAUACCUGUGCAUUGAGAUAAAUUCAAUCUUUUUAUUUAAAAACAAUGGAAGCUUUCAGUUGGGUAUCAAAAAUAUAACUUUAAUGCUACGCAAUUCCAUGAUUGUUAUAAGUAUGGUGAAGGCCCAACGUAAGAUCAAAAAUAUUGUGUGCCUCUGAAUAGUUGAAUGAAAAAUGAUUGAGUGGUGCAUGGUUAUUUUAAUUUUAUAUGGUCUAAGGGCAGCUUUUAUUCAUAGGAUAUUUGUUCACCAUGAACGGUUUUGUGCUGCUGCUUGUAGUGCAGCACAGGUAUGCUGAAUGACUUUUAUGCAUUCUCGGAAUACUUGUGCCUCUGACAGAAACCUUUUCUGUAUUGUCAUUUUCAUUAAUGAGUGGAAAUAGAAGAACCUUGGAAGAUUUUUCAUUUUUGAGAGCACCAUUCUUAGUAACACAGCAAAAGCAGUCUCUUAGAUACUAUGGAUAAUGUUGUGUGUGCGUGUCUGCGUUUGUGUGCACAGACAUAAAAAUAGGGAUAACCUGAUGACCCUUACGUUGAAGUAAUGUAUGUUUGGAAUUUGUUUUAAAAGCACUAAGAAAAUGUUUACCUUCAGAGUAGGCAUUGUAUUCCAAAUUCUUUUCCUUUUGAGUAAAACUUUUAAUGUAACAGCUUAUUAGGACAUCUUUAUCAAGAAGAGAAUCAAGGCCUCCUGAUGGAAAUUUUCAGUGCAGAGAAUCUAACGUUGGCAAUAGCUUCGUUGCUCAAGAAUUGAAACUUGAUACUACAAAUCUUUGCUUUAAAAUGAAUUGAUGUUAUUUUCUCCUAAUAUAUACUAUGUUAUGGUAUCUUUACCUUUUUAGUUGUGUAAUAUGUGAUUUUGAUACUGGUAUUUAAAGUGCGACAGGCUGAAAUGUCCAUGGCCCUUCUUUACAGUUUAUUUCUUAAUGCAAUGUAUUGGAUACAGUAUAUACUUUUAUGGCCUGUAGCUGAUGACGUAAAACAUAUAAAAAUGGUUGAAACACUUUUGAAAUGAUA
This is a messenger RNA of Elgaria multicarinata webbii, 8415 nucleotides long. RefSeq names its product minichromosome maintenance complex component 3 associated protein (gene MCM3AP). Gene Ontology annotation, cellular component: transcription export complex 2; nucleus; cytoplasm. NCBI's taxonomy places the organism in Eukaryota, Metazoa, Chordata, Lepidosauria, Squamata, Anguidae. Bases 157 to 6012 code for a protein of 1951 amino acids. The transcript has 29 exons. The record is from RefSeq and is a predicted model, not a curated record. Gene Ontology annotation, molecular function: nucleic acid binding. Gene Ontology annotation, biological process: mRNA export from nucleus.